GAUACCUCCAUGCCUCUUGUUCCAUUUUCGCGGCCUCUAAUUGGAUUUUACUGCGGAGUUCCAUUUCGGGUGUGUGUUUGAUAAAACUGUACGUUUGUCCAGAAUCAUAUUUGCUCUUCCCUUUUUUUUUUCGAGCCUUUCGACACACAUAGCAACAUGACUUUGGCCGUCGAUCUUCUUCACCCUACUGUUGAACAUGAAAAGCGCUCUCACAAGCUCAAGAGACUUGUGCAAUCUCCCAACUCUUACUUCAUGGACGUCAAGUGCCCUGGUUGUUUGAACAUCAGCACCGUCUUCUCCCAUGCUCAAACUGUUGUGCUUUGCUCAUCCUGUGGUACCGUCUUGUGCCAACCCACUGGUGGUCGCGCUCGUUUGACUGAAGGUUGUUCUUUCCGCAAGAAGGCCAACUAAACAAAAACUACACCUCUCAACUCGUCUCUUUUUUUAUUUGAAAUGGUUGUAUAUGGAUUGACGAUAAUACUGUUUUUAUUGUAGUUUAGAUACAUUGAUUAUCUUUUUUAUUUUUUGAAUGAUAGUAUAUAUGUAUAUAUAUAUAUGUCUUUCCAAUAAAAAAAAAAAAUAUCAAAAUUGACAGUCGUGCAUUUUA
This is a messenger RNA of Halteromyces radiatus, 607 nucleotides long. Its product is annotated as 40S ribosomal protein S27. Gene Ontology annotation, biological process: ribosomal small subunit assembly; translation. Bases 157 to 411 code for a protein of 84 amino acids. Gene Ontology annotation, cellular component: cytosolic small ribosomal subunit; ribosome. Gene Ontology annotation, molecular function: structural constituent of ribosome; RNA binding. The record is from RefSeq and is a predicted model, not a curated record. NCBI's taxonomy places the organism in Eukaryota, Fungi, Mucoromycota, Mucoromycetes, Mucorales, Cunninghamellaceae. The transcript is spliced from 3 exons.